This is a messenger RNA of Closterium sp. NIES-65, 3567 nucleotides long. Lineage: Eukaryota; Viridiplantae; Streptophyta; Zygnematophyceae; Desmidiales; Closteriaceae. The record is from the annotation of a GenBank genome assembly.
AUGCAUGCUGCGCCGACGAAUGCUGCGCCAACGCAUGCUGCAGCGAGCAGCAACACCUCCAUCCCCGACACCCGCCCCUCUCUUACAGGAGGAGCGUUUGCUCCGCUUGUCCCGCCAGCAGAAGCGCCAACGCAUGCUGCAGCGGGCGGCUGCCGCCCUUCCCACCUGCAAACACUCCCCCACCUUUACCCCGCUCCCGCUCCCCGCCUGCAGGAAGAGCGUUCGCUCCGCCUAUCCCGCCAGCAGAAGCGCGAACGCAUGCUUUUGCGAGCAGCCCCCUCGUCCCCUCACCCCUCCCCUACCCGCUCUCUCUUUCCCUCUGCAGGAGGAGCGUUCGCUCCGCCUAUCCCGCCAGCAGAAGCGCCAACGCAUGCUGCAGCGGGCGGCUGCCGCCCUUCCCACCUGCAAACAAACCCCCCCUCUCUCCCCCCCCCCGCGUAUUUUUACCCCCCUCCCGCUCCCCCCUUGCAGGAAGAGCGUUCGCUCCGCCUAUCCCGCCAGCAGAAGCGCCAACGAAUGCUGCAGCGGGCGGCUGCCGCCCUUCCCACCUGCAAACAAACCCCCCACUCUCCCCUCCCCCCCGCGCAUUUUUACCCCCCUCUCGCUCCCCAUUCUCCUUCCCUUAACCAUUCCCGCCCUAUAGGAGGAGCGUUCGCUCCGCCUAUCCCGCCAGCAGAAGCGCCAACGCAUGCUGCAGCGGGCGGCGGCCGCCCUUCCCCAGCUGGCGCAGCGCGUUUGGCUCCCAAACCACACCACCAGGAUGCCCUGAUGUUGCUGGAAGAGGAGUUUGAAGCGACUCUCUCCAAGCACGGGUGUGCUGAGACUUCUUCCUCCUCUCUCACACCCCCAAACAUCUUCCUUUCCUAUCCGUCCCCCUCUCCUCCCUCUUCCCCUUUCAGCAAACCUCUGGACCUCCCAACGCUCAAAUCCGCCCUCCACGCCCUGAAUUUCGCCACUGCUGCUGCUGCGGGUGCUGCUAGUGAAGCUGCUGGUGGUGCUGGUGCAGGGGCAGCAGGGGGAGCGCCCUCUCUCCGUGCCCGUAGAGCAACAGGCGUCACCCCCAUCACCACCCGUUUCACCCGCACCUCUUCUGAUUUCUCCCUCUCUGCUUUCCUUCCCCCCGUUUCGCCCCCCUUCCCCGUGCAGUGCAGCAAGCCUCUAGAUCUCGCAACACUAAAGUCCGCCCUUCAUGCCCAGAAUUUCGCCACUGCAGCUGCAGCUGGUGCUGCUGGUACAGGGGCAGCAGGGGGAGCGCCCUCUCUCCGUGCUCGUAGAGCCACGGGCAUUGCCCCCAUCACCACCCGUUUCACUCGCACCUCCUCCGACUUCUCCCUUGCUGCUCUCACACCCCCACCCAAACCUCUCCCUCUCCUUUCCUUCCCCACUCUUCCCCUCCCUUCUCCCUCUUUCCCUCUCUUCCCCGUGCAGCAAGCCACUGGACCUUCCAACACUAAAGACGACGCCGAGUCUGACGCCAACGACCUCCCGAACCUGACUCCAGGUUCGGCAGCCAGGUCCGGGGGCGCCAAGCCUGUGAAUCAUCCGGGGCAGGAGGCUCGGUCGUCUACGGCCACUUCGAUCGUUGCAUUGCACACUCAUCACCCACGUCACGCGCUCUCCUCCCAUGCUUCUGCCCGCCCUCCCAUCCGCCUUGCGUCCUUCCUGUCUUCCGUCUUCCGCAGCGCCGCCCGUGGCCCGAGCAUAGCGAGUGGCACGGCUUGUCUUGACCUGAAGGAGCGCAGCGUUGCUGAGCUGGAGGCCAUGCCGUGGAGCCAGCUGGAGCCCACCAUCAAGACGUGGCUGAGAGACGCCAACAUACUGGUAGAGGCCAUGCCGUGGAGCCAGCUGGAGCCCACCAUCAAGACGUGGCUGAGAGACGCCAACAUACUGAUCCGUGUGCUACUGGAGGGAGAGCGUCUCCUUUGUGAGGCAGUCUUAGAGGACGCCCCAGAGCUCGAUGCGGGCGGCGUCUAUCGGCAGCUUCUGUCGGCGUCGCUGUGCGUGGAGGGCUCGGUCGGCAAGCUGGCCGGCACGGCUCGUUCCAUUGCCGGGCUGACGCGGUCCCCUGAGAAAGUCUUUAGCUUCAUGGAGAUGUUCCGAGCGGCGACAGGGCUGAGGGAGCAGGUGCAAUCCGUGCUGAUAGCAGCAGCAGGGGUGGGAGGGGGUUCUUUAUGGCCACAGUGGCAAGCCCUCCCAGCGCUUCUAGCAUGUGCCGUGUUCGAGACAAUAGACGAGCUCAACAGCACACUGAGACACGUGGAUGGACUGACUCCGGCGGCUAUGCCCUCGCCUGUCGCUCCUAAGAAGAAGCUUCUAAGCAGGAUAAUUUCCUGGAAGGCGCAGGAGGUGAAGAGCCAGAGCGGGGAGGACGUGGACGUGUCGGUACACGCGGUUACCAGCUACGUGGUCAACUACAUAGGGCAGCUGUUGGACAGAACCUCUCGCGCCAACUACUGUGCUGUGUUGGAAGAGAUUUACCAGAGCCACGGGGCCGACCAUUUGAAAGAGCCCAGCAGUAAUAGCAGCAGCAGCAGCCAGCACCCCGGCCAUGCGCCACAGACGCCCGUGCAGGGAGCUGCAGGGACGCCCAAGGAAGCGGCACCUCUCCAAUACGCUGCUCCUGCUGCUGCUGCUGCUGCUGCUGUUGCCACUCCAGAUGUCCCGUCCAACUUUCCUACUGCCCUAGAGUCCGCUCCUGCUGCCGCUGCCCCUGCUGCUGCCACUGCUGCUGCUGCUGCCGCUGCUGCUGGAACCCCCAAGGAAAAGGCUCGGGAUAGCCAGAAUGCUCUUGGCGGCGGUGGCGGCAGCAGCGGUGGUGGUAGUACUAGUGGUGGGAGGAAGGGCAGGGGGGUGGGUGGGCGGCAGAGGAAGAGGCAGCUGGGGGCGGACAUGGAGGCACUGUUGGAUGCGCUCUAUUUCAACAUGGAGGCACGCGGGAGGACUAUCGCAGAUGGCCCUUUGUCUGCACUGUUUGUUCUCAACAACGCCAACUACAUCGCUUCUUCCAUCUCCUCCGGUCGAAUGCGGGACGCCAUUCGCCACUCAGACCGCCUGGCAGACUACGAGUCCGCCUUUGAGAGAGCAGCACUGUGCAAGCUGCUGGCGUGCUUGGAGCCAUUGGAAGUGAGUGCCAAGAUGAGUGGGGACGGCGUGAAGCAGCGUCAAAUUUGGCUGUAUGCAUGCAAGAAUGUCAUUGUCUCCCCAUCCACCUCGCUCAUCCAUCCUCUCGCCCAUCUUUCCGAAUCCCCAUCCACCUUCCGGCUCCCCAAACCCCGGGGUUUGAAGCGGUUCAAUGCGGUGUUUGAUGAGGAGGUGGCACUGGAGCAGCGGCUGCGGCUCGAACUGUUAUGCUUGCAUGCCCCUAUCGAUGCCUCGCUUCAUAACCACAUAUACGCAUGCUCCACCAUCCCGUGCAGUUUGAAGCGGUUCAAUGCGGUGUUUGAGGAGGUGGCACUGGAGCAGCGGCGGUGGCUCGUGCUCAGCGACAGCUGUCGCAAGGCCAUGCGCGUGCGGUUCGCCAAGGUCAUCAAGGGAUCCUAUAUGGACUUCCUCACUCCCCACAGGUGA